Messenger RNA from Arvicanthis niloticus (Nile rat), 3173 nucleotides. RefSeq names its product copine 5 (gene Cpne5). Gene Ontology annotation, molecular function: calcium-dependent phospholipid binding. Gene Ontology annotation, biological process: cellular response to calcium ion. Gene Ontology annotation, cellular component: plasma membrane. The record is from RefSeq and is a predicted model, not a curated record. Lineage: Eukaryota; Metazoa; Chordata; Mammalia; Rodentia; Muridae.
CCCCCUCCCCGAGUCCCCACGCCCCCUCCGGGACCCCUCCCCGCUGCGCCCGGGUUCCCUCGCCGCGGCCCCCCCCAUCUCCCCGCAGCAGAUCCCGCGACCCUUUUCUCCGCGGCCCCCGCUCUCCGCCCCCUUCCCGCUCGCACUUCCCACGCCCCCUCUUCGCGCUCCUCUCCUACCCUGGCCGCCCAGCCCAGGGCUGCAGCGGCUCCGGAGGAGGCGUGAAUCGCGCAGGAAUAUUGACUAAUUUGGGGUGGGGUGGGGGGGACGGUGGGCGAUGGAGCAGCCCGAGGACAUGGCGUCGCUCAGCGAGUUCGACUCCUUGGCGGGCAGCAUCCCGGCUACCAAGGUGGAGAUCACCGUGUCGUGCAGGAACCUCUUGGACAAAGACAUGUUUUCCAAGUCUGAUCCACUGUGUGUCAUGUACACUCAAGGGAUGGAGAACAAGCAAUGGCGGGAGUUUGGACGCACGGAGGUCAUUGAUAACACGCUCAACCCGGACUUCGUGCGCAAGUUUAUUGUGGAUUACUUCUUUGAGGAGAAGCAGAACCUCCGUUUUGAUCUAUAUGACGUUGACUCCAAGAGCCCGGAUCUAUCUAAACAUGACUUCUUGGGCCAGGCCUUCUGUACCCUUGGAGAGAUUGUAGGGUCUUCUGGGAGUCGUCUGGAGAAGCCUCUCACGAUAGGAACUUUCAGCCUCAACUCCCGGACAGGCAAGCCUAUGCCAGCCGUGUCUAACGGAAGUGGUCUUUGGAUGGAAAGCUCCAGAACCACUGGUCCGGAAGCUUCCGGUGGUGUCCCGGGAAAGAAAUGUGGUACCAUCAUCCUGUCUGCAGAGGAACUGAGCAACUGUAGGGAUGUGGCCACAAUGCAGUUCUGUGCCAACAAGCUGGAUAAGAAGGAUUUCUUUGGGAAAUCCGACCCCUUCUUGGUGUUCUACAGGAGCAAUGAGGAUGGAACGUUCACCAUCUGUCACAAGACGGAGGUCAUGAAGAACACCCUCAACCCAGUGUGGCAAACCUUCUCCAUUCCCGUGAGGGCCCUGUGCAACGGAGACUAUGACAGGACCAUCAAGGUGGAGGUGUAUGACUGGGAUCGUGACGGCAGCCAUGACUUCAUUGGGGAGUUCACCACCAGCUACCGGGAGCUGGCACGUGGCCAGAGUCAGUUCAACAUCUAUGAGGUGAUAAAUCCAAAAAAGAAAAUGAAGAAAAAGAAAUAUGUGAAUUCUGGCACGGUCACCCUGCUUUCUUUUGCGGUAGAGUCAGAGAGUACCUUCCUGGAUUACAUCAAAGGAGGGACGCAGAUCAAUUUCACCGUGGCCAUCGACUUCACUGCCUCUAACGGGAACCCCUCGCAGUCCACGUCCCUGCACUACAUGAGUCCCUACCAGCUGAACGCCUACGCGCUGGCACUGACCGCCGUUGGGGAGAUCAUCCAGCAUUACGACAGUGACAAGAUGUUCCCUGCCCUGGGCUUCGGGGCCAAGCUGCCCCCGGAUGGCAGGGUGUCCCACGAGUUCCCGCUGAACGGCAACCAGGAGAACCCCUCCUGCUGUGGCAUCGACGGCAUCCUGGAGGCCUACCACAGCAGCCUGCGCACUGUGCAACUUUAUGGCCCCACUAACUUCGCCCCUGUCGUCACCCACGUAGCCAGGAAUGCCGCAGCUGUGCAGGACGGCUCCCAGUAUUCUGUACUGCUCAUCAUUACUGAUGGCGUCAUCUCAGACAUGGCACAGACCAAGGAGGCAAUUGUCAAUGCUGCCAAACUCCCCAUGUCGAUCAUCAUUGUUGGCGUGGGCCAGGCCGAGUUCGAUGCCAUGGUGGAACUGGACGGUGAUGACGUUCGGAUCUCAUCCAGGGGGAAGCUGGCUGAGCGGGACAUCGUUCAGUUUGUGCCCUUCAGGGACUACGUGGACCGCACCGGCAACCACGUACUGAGCAUGGCCCGCCUGGCCCGGGAUGUGCUGGCUGAGAUUCCUGACCAACUGGUGUCCUAUAUGAAGGCACAAGGCAUCCGCCCACGCCCACCACCCGCUGCACCUGCCCAGUCACCCCCAGAGUCUCCAGCCCACUCACCUCCUGGGUCCCCCCUGCACACGAAUAUCUGAAGCCAACAGAAGCAAGGGACUGAGGCCCCACUCUCCUCCUGGUCGACUUCCCAGACUCUACUUGGAGGGCCAGCAGGAAAUGGGAUAUUAGGGCCUCACCCCACUUCCUGGACUCAACUUCACACCCAAAUCCAGGGGACUGUGGUAUAGCAAACAAGGGGUGCACAAGAUUCUGGGGCUGAAUGGACUCCCCUUGUCCAUGCUAGACAACCCCAAGACUCCCCUAUUUUUGCAGCCCAGCUGGGCCUCCUCCAGCUCCUGUCCCCUCCUACCCUAGUAUCUAGUGUCCCCAGUCCCAUGAGAUCCCCUGUCCUGUUUCCAGGAAACUCCAGGCUAGUGGGCUACCAGGGAUGCAUGUGACCCUCUUAGGGACACCAUAUGUGAGCAGAUAGAGCCCCUUCCCCAAUCCUCAAAGGCUCAGUGGUAUGCCAGAAUGUUCUAGAAUGGUCACUGGCGCUAUCACAGGUAGCAUUGAGAUGUCCCCUGCUCAGUCCGGAGGCCACUCACCUGCUGGGCACAGGGUUAGCCCCUGCACUCCGCCUGUCAGUGGUUAUGGGACAAGAGACAGAGGGCCCUGAGUGCCAACCUGUCCCACCCACAUCUAGCAGGAACCCCAUCCAGCACAACCUCUGCUCGCUGGGCCUCAGUGUCCACACCUCUGUGAUGACAGGACUGGUCAGAUGGUCCAGUGUUCCCUGAGCCAUCCUGAGGGUACAUCCAUUCCACACACAGCCUCCCCAUACCCUCCUCAUGACCACCAUUCACACCCAGGCCAUCUAGACUCUGGGGUUACCCUGUCGCAUCCUGUCACCCCAUACCCCAGCCCUUCAAAGCUCCUGCCCCUGCAGUGGGAAGAUGGCAAAAGGCCACCAUCCUUUGUCCACUGGGGCAGGUCUUGCAUGUGUCCCUUAUGCCGCAUGGGGUCCCCACCUAGCAUCUCCCAUCAGACCCACCUUUGUCAUGCAUGGUGAUGGUGAUGUUUUUACUGUCUGGUCCUGUGCCUGUCUGAGACCGUCUCUGUGGAACUUGCCUUAAAUUGAAGUAAACCAGUUCUUUUAGUAGA